AUGCGAACGGCGACGUGGCACGCGGCAGGAGCGUGGGCGGCUUAUUGGACGCUAGCAACUAGUCUCGAUCUCCAGUACGGCUUCAGUAACUGCGUCGAUAACGAGCGCACGCUCUUUUACUAUUCAACGAGCGACGGCACGUGCUUUGCCAACUCGACCGGUCAAGUGCUCGCUAAACCGCCUGUUCAUGGACUGCGCUGCGAUGUCCGUUGUGGUCAGGGGUACUUCCUUGGUGCUAACUUUUCAGGGCCCGUGCCUGUGUCUGGAUGUGAACGAUGUCCUCAGGGAAAGUACUCACUCGGUGGAGGGGCACUUUUCUCCCAGCGGACGAAUGCGUGGAGUUUACCGCUGUCUGCUGAGCUGCAGUCUGAUUGCGUGACUCGAAACAUGUUUACGGGUCGCUGGGAGCAUAAUUGCAAUCCAUGGGAACCGUCAGCCGAUGGUUCCUACAUCUCGUCAGGGGUCAACUCUAGAGUUAUGGAGAGUUUCCAAGGCACGAGACUAUUCUCGACGCUGCGAGUCAGCGCGCUUUUUGUGCGGAACGGGUCCGUCACGUACAAGUAUCGUGUGGAUGCUGAAGCGCCGUACGAUGGCUUGUUGUUUCAAAUUGACGACGAUCCUGGUUCUGAGCUGGUGUCACAUUCAAAUGGGUGGAAAGAAGCCGUAAUGCAGGUGCCAGCUGGGGCACACACUUUAGUGUGGAACUAUAUGAAGGACUAUUCGGGAGAUGCUGGAGAAGACAAGGCUUACCUCAAGGUGAUUGAACUGGUGGGCACGGCCUGGUCGGAUCUGCACUGUCAUAGUUGUGGUGGAGAUACGACAAAUGGUGGAGGUUCUCUUUGUGCCUUCUGUGGUCCCAAUGAGUAUGCAGCUGCAAAGUCCAAUAGUGAGCUGGAUGUUACAAGUAACACGUGUCCACCAAAUACGUACGCUCCGAAAGGGUCAAUCGGUAUUUCGUCUUGUGUCGAGCAGCGUCCGUGUUCAACCGAUGAUGUGAAUGAGACAUAUACUACGUGCAAGGAUGGUGUACGGAACGUCACGUACGCGUGGAUGGAGCCGCAGACGUGCAAUUUGACAUUACAGGAAAGUAAUGAGCUCCCGCUUCCGUCAGAGGGCGUCCAAUGCGCUAGCUGCGCACGGGGCUACAAACCUGCAGGAGGAGACCAGUGUAUUGCUUGCGCUGCUGGACACGCAAUGAUAUCCCCCGGCAAAUGCGAGAAUUGUCCUCUUGGUACGGUUGUUGUCAACGCACUGGAGUAUGGCGUGGGAACACCGGACGCGUGGAAUUCCUGGCCUGACAUUUUUGAUGCUGAGCAAGCUCAGUAUGCAGGGUGGGAGCUCUCAAAGAGCGGCGUACGAUUUGCUCAGCACACGGAAGAUGAAGAAGGUGCCGGAUUUUCGAGCCAGCCAAGCCGUUCGGCACUGUCGUUUAAGGUAGCCUUUAUCCAUUCCGGCUCACUGAAUUUAACUUACCAGUUGAGCGGUGUUCCCACGUUUGCAAACGAUGGAUCCCGUGCGUGGGUUGAGCUCGAAAUUCGCGACGUCGGUGACGGUUUGAAAAAAUCUAAAAAGGAUUUGAAUAAUCUAAGCUCACCCCAUAGCGAUGAUAACAGCGGCGGUGGUAGCAGAACGGAAGAAGUCGAAAGCUUCAUUCACUUGCUGCAUGGUAGCGAAAAUGGCACCUUCAACGAAAUCGUCCCCGUCAACGUCACAGGUUUGAUUCAAAAAUAG
Molecule: messenger RNA, 1731 nt
Organism: Peronospora matthiolae
Lineage: Eukaryota; Oomycota; Peronosporomycetes; Peronosporales; Peronosporaceae
Source: the annotation of a GenBank genome assembly